Molecule: messenger RNA, 2514 nt
Organism: Scomber scombrus (Atlantic mackerel)
Lineage: Eukaryota; Metazoa; Chordata; Actinopteri; Scombriformes; Scombridae
Product: cyclin-dependent kinase-like 3
Exons: 11
Coding region: 1-2514 (837 amino acids)
Biological process (GO): protein phosphorylation
Cellular component (GO): nucleus
Molecular function (GO): cyclin-dependent protein serine/threonine kinase activity; ATP binding
Source: RefSeq, a predicted model, not a curated record
AUGGAGCGUUACGAGUCUUUGGGUCUGGUCGGGGAAGGCAGCUACGGGACUGUGCUGAAGUGCCGUCAUCGAGACUCUGGGCGCCUUGUUGCCAUUAAGAAGUUCAUGGACUCAGACGAUGACAAGACGGUGAAGAAGAUCGCCCUGAGGGAAAUAAAGCUGCUCAGGCAACUGCGUCAUGACAACCUGGUCAACCUUCUGGAAGUGUGGAAGCGUCGCCGCCGUUGGUAUCUGGUAUUUGAGUUUGUGGAGCGGACACUUCUCGAUGAUUUGGAGCAAAACCCGAAUGGCCUGGACCUGAACACCAGCCGGCAGCACUUGUACCAGAUCCUGAGGGCCACCGCCUUCUGCCACCAGCAAAAUAUCAUCCACCGGGACAUCAAGCCAGAGAACAUCCUCAUCUCUCAGGGUGGUGUGGUCAAGCUGUGCGACUUUGGAUUCGCCCGCAUAAUGGCGUCGCCUGCCGAGGGUGGCAUCUACACCGACUACGUAGCCACUCGCUGGUACAGAGCCCCCGAACUACUGGUGGGAGACACCAAGUAUGGCAAACCAGUAGAUGUGUGGGCUGUAGGUUGUUUGUUAAUAGAGAUGUUAACGGGCCAGCCUCUGUUUCCCGGAGACUCCGACCUCGACCAAAUAUAUCACGUCGUCAGGUUCUUUGGUAACCUGACAGCUCAUCACCAGGAGUUGUUCUACAGGAAUCCUGUAUUUUCUGGAGUUAGAUUGCCUGAAUGUCCUGGCAAAAUCCCACUGGAGCAGCGUUUCUCUACAAUCACACCCACUGCCCUGGACCUAGCACAGGAUUGCCUUCAGAUGGAUCCAGAGAGACGAGCUCAGUGUUCAGAACUGCUAGAACAUCCUCUGUUCACAAAUGACUCUUUCCAAAUCAGGUUUUUGGAUGAGCUGAAUGCUAAGAUCCAGAAAGACCACAGAGAGAACUCUACGCUGCCCAAAAUAACCAAAGCCCCGAAACGAGAAAGGGAUGAAGAGGAUGAGAGGAACCAGAGAGGCAAAGACAAGAAACAAUCUGAAGACCUGGAAGUGAAAGUCAUGAAGGAAAAGGAGAAGAGAGAUAAAAAGGAAGAGGAAAAGAUGGAGAAAACAAAAGGAAAGCAACCUUCAAAGCUGUCUAAAACCAAUCGGAACCCUUCAGAACCGUUGAUGUCAACCAAACAAUCCAAAACUUCAGGAGCCAAGGUUUUCGAUAAUGCAGCAAAAACAACUGUGACCACGAAAAGUAAACUGGGAAAACCUACUGGUGCACAGUUGAGGAAGGAACUUGAGAUUUCUAAAUUAAGUAAAACUUCCAAAUCUGAUUCAGAAGCUACCAAGACUGCAACAGAUCUGAAGGACAAUAACGCAGUGGCAGCUAAAUCUAAACAUGGUAACGUUGCUUCUACAGAGCCAAUGGGGGACCAUUUGAAAAAUAUGGAUAUAAAACACAUAGAUUAUAGGUGCUCAGAGUCAAGUCAAGAGUUUGGGAAGAACUGUAACAACACAGACACAAAAGUGCCCAAAACGUUGAAAAGCUUGACAACCGACAAUCCAAAUGGGAGCUCAUUUCCAAAGCCUCGUUUGGAAUCAGUUGACGAUGGAACAGAAACCAAUAUAACACUAAAAACUGUGUCAAAGAAUGACCACAAUAUUGCUACUCCCCCAACUAUGUCUAAGGCAUUCAACAUGACUUCUACCUCUGAACAUCAGACAGAUCGAUCGACCAUGGGCACAGAGCAGAGAAAGGCCUCCGACUGUCCGAAGGCAAGCAAAAAAAGUGUCAACCCAGAAAGGAAUGACACAACAAAUACAGCCACCAUCGCAGAUAUGACGUCAAUCAAGUCUACAAUGACACCAGACCACAGACCUUCAAGUAGAAGCUCUGUCUUUCACUCAAACAUGGACAGUGCAGAUAUUCAUGAGUUUAAUAUCAGUGAAAAAACUGUACCUCCUCAAUCUCCACCACCUCCUCCUCCACCUCCCUCCUCCACUCCUCUCCUCCUCCCUCCAUCCUCUACACCCCUCAUGACUUCCAUUGGCACCAGAAGCCCUGCCCUCAGCGAUCACCUCAGUCUGGGCUCAAGACUUCACCCUGGAACUCACAGCCUUAGGAGUAUAGACAAGCCAAGGUAUCAUGGUGGCAUUUAUAGUCGACUGACCCAACAGUCUCUAUCCAACCACAUCACAGGAUCACUCACUGCACAGGUGUUGUCAGAGAUGAGUGUGACAUCUGAGCGAUCCUUCCUGUCCAACCGCAGCAGUGUUGCAGUGCCCAAAAGGAAGUUGGACAUUCAUUUCCCUGAUCUGAGGAGCUCAGUGUUGCCAGAGCUCAGAGGAAGAGAAGAUACCUUCCUGGCAUUGGGUGAGGUUGUGGUUGUUGUUGUGGUGAUGGGGUCGGGUGUGUUGACAGGGAAAAUCCUGCAGGUGUCCUCCACAGGAGAACCAUCAAUUUCUGGAAGAUUGAAGUCCAACGGAGAGGGGAAGGAUCGAGCUGAGAGAGGAAAGAAGUAUGAUAACUAA